Messenger RNA from Acinonyx jubatus (cheetah), 2982 nucleotides. It is a transcript of the gene NAPA, whose product is annotated as NSF attachment protein alpha. Gene Ontology annotation, biological process: intracellular protein transport; SNARE complex disassembly; regulation of synaptic vesicle priming. Gene Ontology annotation, cellular component: synaptobrevin 2-SNAP-25-syntaxin-1a complex; terminal bouton; vacuolar membrane. The record is from RefSeq and is a predicted model, not a curated record. Lineage: Eukaryota; Metazoa; Chordata; Mammalia; Carnivora; Felidae. The transcript has 11 exons. Gene Ontology annotation, molecular function: soluble NSF attachment protein activity; syntaxin binding. Bases 1499 to 2314 code for a protein of 271 amino acids.
CCCAGAUCUCGUGAGUGAGUGAGAAGCAAGGCAGGACCGGAUCUCCAGGACCCGAGUCCUGUUUUCUGGUCCCUGCCGCCAUCUGGCAGCGUGAGCUUGGGCAAGCCCCUUGACCUGUCCGAGCCUCAGCUCCCUCCUCAGUGAAGCAGGAGUAAAAUACCCAAAGCCUUACUGUGAGGAACUCAGCGCUGGUUCAGGCAGGGUGCUCUAGGUCAUCAUAGUAACGUAGAGAAGAUACAUAGAACGGCAGAGAAGGUCAGGGUGGGGACGGGCCUUUGGGGUCCAUUCGUCCCCACUCGGGACAACGGAGGAUCUGGGAAACUGAGGCGCCGACGGAGGGCCAGUGGCUGUGGCACUGCGGGGAGUGAGGAGGACCUAGAAGGGGAUCCACCUGCCCUGCCUCGUGAGGCUUGGAGCAAAGCACAGGUGGGGCGGGUGGCCCGAUGCUGGGAGGCAGGAAGUGCCCAGGGGACAGAGGAAGGAGCCGGGAGGCUCUGCCCCGCGGACCCCCCCGGCCCGCGGCCCACCGGGCCUUCUGUGCGUUGCUGGCACGGUGCUCCCCUCUCCAUAUGGCAGUCGCUGGAGGUUGGUGGCUGCGCCUGGGAGCCCGGAGACUGCUUCCUCUGCCUGGGGAGGGGGCAGAGAGCAGAGCCGAGUGGGUAAUUAUAGACAGCCCUCCACCAGGCCGGUCCAAACCAGUUCCCUCUAUUCCCGGCGUGGCUCGUGGCGUGGCUCGUGGCUCGGAGCCGAGCCGCCCGAUGGGGAGAGCGAAGCAGAGGCAGCUUGGGGGAGGUCGGUGGGGGAGGGACAGUCAGCUGUCGCCUGUGCUGCCGCUGGGCUCUUCAGGAGAGGCCUGCCCAACUAGCUUUUCUGGAUGUCCUGCAGGAGGCACGGGAGAAGGCCUGGGCUCUUCCGGCCGAGAGUUUGCCAGGCUCCCGUGAGGGAUCUGAGCCCACCUGACCUCAGCGAGAGGCCCUGGAGUAAACCGCAGGUUUCCCUGCCAGGAGACAGCUUGCUAGAGCGCUGGAGCUGGGGGCUGCUUCGUCCUGGUCACUCUGUGCCACAAACCUCCCUGUUGCGUUAGAACAGGGCCCAGACCUUUCUCCUGGCCUCCAGCACGGGGAUCCCCUAGCUGCCCGUUCGGCCUCAUUUCCUACUGCUCCCUGCACCGCAGCCAUCCUGGCCCACUGCUGUUCCUGACCUGGCCGAGCUUGUUCCUGUCCUGAGGCCUUUGCACGUGCUGUGUGACUGCUGUCCGGAAUGCUCUUCCCUCUUUCCGUGGGUGGCUCCUUAGUCCCCUUCGAGGACCGAGCUGAAAUCUCACGUCCUCCCAGUGGCUUGCCCUGAUGUGCCUGACCAGGGAACCCCCUCCUCCCCCAGUCCUCCUUGUGCUUGCUUAGUCCUCACAUCGCCUCGCUGACUUCCUGUUUACUGAGGGCCAGGUCCUUCUCCUUUGUUUACUGCUGUCAUCUGCAGCGUCUGGCACGGAAUAAGUGGAAUGAAUGGCUCGUGUUUGUUCCCCAGAGGCUCAUCCAAAAUAGAGGAAGCCUGUGAGAUCUACACCCGAGCAGCAAACAUGUUCAAAAUGGCCAAAAACUGGAGCGCUGCCGGAAACGCUUUCUGCCAGGCUGCCCAGCUGCACCUGCAGCUCCAGAGCAAACACGACGCGGCCACCUGCUUCGUGGACGCCGGCAACGCGUUCAAGAAAGCUGACCCCCAAGAGGCCAUUAACUGUUUGAUGAGAGCGAUCGAGAUCUACACGGACAUGGGCCGAUUCACGAUCGCGGCCAAGCACCACAUCUCCAUCGCUGAGAUCUACGAGACGGAACUGGUGGACAUCGAGAAGGCCAUCGCCCACUACGAGCAGUCUGCAGACUACUACAAAGGGGAGGAGUCCAACAGCUCAGCCAACAAGUGCCUGCUGAAGGUGGCUGGUUAUGCGGCUCAGCUGGAGCAGUAUCAGAAGGCCAUUGACAUCUAUGAGCAGGUGGGAACCAAUGCCAUGGACAGCCCCCUCCUCAAGUACAGCGCCAAGGACUACUUCUUCAAGGCGGCCCUCUGUCACUUCUGCAUCGACAUGCUCAAUGCCAAGCUCGCCGUCCAGAAGUAUGAGGAGCUGUUCCCUGCGUUCUCUGGCUCCCGGGAGUGCACGCUAAUGAAAAAAUUGUUAGACGCCCACGAGGAGCAGAACAUUGACAGCUACACCGAAGCGGUGAAGGAGUACGACUCCAUCUCCCGGCUGGACCAGUGGCUCACCACCAUGCUGCUUCGCAUCAAGAAGACGAUCCAGGGUGACGAGGAAGACUUGCGCUAAGCACCCCCAGCCCCCUGGCACCCAUCCUCCUGCCCCAUCUUCUCUACCCCCGCGCCCCUCCAGCGCGUGAACCCAGAGACGUGGGGCCGAGACCUUGGCUGCGAGACCUCCCCUCCCUUCCCGCAGAGGAGUCUCCCCAAGCCGCGGUGCGGGCUCAGCACUGCCGCGGGGCCCCCGAGGCUGGGCCUGCCGGCCGGACAGUCCCCCUCUGUUCUCGCUGCACCCCCUCGCCUCCUGCCCGUUUAUUUAAUCCCCCCCUCCCCCCAGAGGUGCCCUUCUCUACCCCAAACACAGAAUCUCUGACACAGACCUGUUUGCUGUGGGUGCCGCCAGGGGUGGGGGGUCAGCAUCUGGUCCCCCGCCUCCUGACCGGCUGAGUCGCAAGACUGGCUUCGGUCUCUCCCACCUGUCCUCCAGCCGAGCCCUGAGCACACGUAGCCGCUGAGAUUUGCUCUCCCCGUGGGGGCGGGCUCCUUCCCCUCCGGUGCCGGGAACCCCCACGGCAUCCUGCAGCCCUGACCUCUCAGGAUAGACCGCAGGCCCUGGAGCUCAGAGGGCUGUCCCCGCGCCCACCCUGACAUCUGCUCCUUCCCUAGUGCUUUGAGGUUUUGUGGUCGGAAGCUGCAGCUGGCCUGAGAAAGAAAAAUAAAAAAGAACACUUCGCAUGA